GCAGUUCAUUUACGUUAUCGGAUUUUCACGGUACGAAAGGAUCGCUUUUGUUCCGUGGAAAACCGUCAUGUCAAAAUUGACAUGAUUUCUCAUCUAAAAUAGAAGAGCGAAACCACUUUACGUGCAUGAAGCUGCAGCACGAAUGCUUUGCAUGCAGUUGUUUGAUUCGCAGGCUACGACGAAGAGGGUGGAUCGCAAGUGGGAUGUACUUUCGAAUGUUCCUCGGUCUGCAAUUAAUUAUUGCCUCUUGUGCCGAUAAUACCGAUUUCAUUCGGGACUACUUUCUUUUUAAGAAGAUCAACAGAGUCGCCGGAUUCUCUUGCGGGAAUCCUGAAAACGAUUUCAAGACAGCCAAAGUAUUGAACGAUGCUGGGAUGACAGUCUCGUUGACGCGGUUUGGAUCAAACAUCGAUUUGUUGCGUUUUCUUUGGACGGAAUACGGAAACUUAGGUGUUUUUCUGGAUUUAGGAUGUUCGGAUGAAGACGAUCAUGUCUCGAACAUAUACGACGAAGUAACUGAAACAAACUCGUGCGCUUUUCUUUAUUGUCAGGCUUCGGCUCAAUAUUUAUUCGAGCACCUGCAUCAUUGGUUAAUCCUGGAAGAGGACGGAAAGAAUUUGACGGAAACCGCGCAAUUAUUGAACGAGAGUACUUUCAGCGUGAUCACCAAUUUUAUGAUCUCUAUACGUAACGAUGAUGGCUACGCACUGUACGACGUUUACAAUCAUUGCAAACACUGCGGUGGCUCGCUCAUUAUCACAGAAUUUGGUACGUGGACAAAUAACACUGGCUUAAGCGUUAAUUUGUUAGACGACACGUUCUCCAGAAGAUGGAACCACCACCAAAUAAAGGUGAAGGCUGCUGGCGUUGUAAGUAUCGUCGUAGGUACUGUAGGAAACAGGCCGAAGGAUCAUGAUCUGAUAACGUAUCUUCAAGAACCGAAUGUAGUGCCGCUAGAUAAUUGGGCAAGAUUCGGCUUUGCUCUCACGGUACACAUGGCUGAAAUGUUCAAUUUCACCCUCGACGUAAUAGAACUGAAUUACUGGGCGAAACAUGAUAAGAACGGCCCAUUGAUGAAUGGUCUGAAACAGCGGAAAUUCGAUUUGGGAUUUUUUCCGUCGAUUGUAACGAAAGAAAGACUUGCAUACGCCGAUGUAGCGCUGCAAGUUUGGCCCGCUAGAACCUGCUUCAUGUUUCUCACUGUGCCAUCGCUGAAAAGUAAAUUGACUACGGUCUUUCGGCCAUUCGAAGCAAGCGUCUGGUGCACGAUUUUCGCCUUGUCGAUCCUGAUAAUAUUCGCAUUAUGGUUGAUUUGGAAAUUAGACAAUAAUUCCAAUAAUGGGGAAAGCGUUUUUGUUCUCAUUGCCGCGAUAUGUCAACAAGGACUACCGUUUGAAAGCAAACAGUUUGCCGGUCGCAUUGCUUUACUGCAAACUAUGAUUUUCGGUCUGCUUGUAUAUAAUUGUUAUUCAGCGGCUAUGGUAUCAAGUCGACUAAAUAUUCCUUUGGACAAACUGAACGAUUCCUUGUACUCGCUGGUGAAAAGCAAGCUGAAACUCUCGGCUCGCAAAGAGAUCUUCUUCAACAUCCUAAUGAGUUCUGCAGACCCCGAGGUUGAAUAUUUUAAAAGACAUUGGGAAAAUAUACCGGAGGAGAAGAGAUUUCAAGAGUUGCAGGAUGGUAUAACAUCUGUUAUGUCUCCUGGACACGCAUAUCAUGCGAAUCCCGUCGAUGCCUAUCCAGUAAUUGAACGUCUGUUUACCAAACAAAUGAUCUGCCAGCUCACCGAAAUACAUUUGCUUCGACCUUCUGUAUUGGCCAUCUGGUUCAUGCGGAACGGUCAGUUCCGGGAGAUAUCAAAAAUAGGAUUAAUAAGAAUGACUACUGCGGGAAUUCGAAACAGACAGAUACACCAAUGGAGUUCAAGGAAGCCAUUUUGCGAACAAAAUAAACAUUAUGUAUCAAGUGUAACUAUUCUUGAGACAACAUCGAUCAUAAUAUUGUUACUCGUUGGUGUAAUAUUGUCUGUUAUAAUUUGUAUGAUCGAGAACGUUGUUUUCCGUAUGUCCCAAAGAAAAUUAGUAAAAAUAACAACAUCAAAACAUUCGAAGAAAAUUCAGCAUCAGAAUAAAGCAGUAGAUAAACAGAAACCUGCACCGAGAACAAAACUAAUUACAACUUCAAUUAAAAAGUAAUAUCUUCUUCAUUAAUUGAUUCGUUUUCAUGCCAACGUUCUGGACUCUAGACUAAUCGCUAUAGUAGGGUAUAAAAUAGAAAAUUGUAACAAUUUCUUCAUUUUACUGAUGUAUAAAUUAAUUUUAUUAAAUAAAAUGUGUUAA
This is a messenger RNA of Megalopta genalis, 2339 nucleotides long. The record is from RefSeq and is a predicted model, not a curated record. Lineage: Eukaryota; Metazoa; Arthropoda; Insecta; Hymenoptera; Halictidae.